Messenger RNA from Exophiala spinifera, 249 nucleotides. RefSeq lists its product as uncharacterized. The record is from RefSeq and is a predicted model, not a curated record. The transcript has a single exon. The coding region runs from base 1 to 249 and encodes 82 amino acids. NCBI's taxonomy places the organism in Eukaryota, Fungi, Ascomycota, Eurotiomycetes, Chaetothyriales, Herpotrichiellaceae.
AUGUUGUUCAAGCCGCAAAUGCGCUUCACAAGCCGAAAGGAACCUACCUCCGGCGGGCAAGGGAGCGAGCCCAAGGACAACCCAUCCUAUCCUUCAUUCAGUUUCGCUGGUCUUGGUGCGUCUCGGGGGGUCAGGAUAACCGUCAUGGCCGCAAUUGGAGUCCUAGGUACCAUGGAGACAAUCUUUUGGACAAAGGCAUUGUGGCGUUACCUUUACCCGAGCACCGAGGUCCCUAAGAAAGACGAGUAA